UCGUUCAUUAUUGUUGUCUGUACGUUGGUGUCGAGCGGUGCAACGGAUGGCCCGUACCGCAUUCCUCUGAAGCGCCUAAAUGAAUUCGAGGAGGACGCUCACCACGAACACUUACACCCAUCACCUCAGAUGUUAGCUAAAAACAAAGGCCGUAUUUCCAUUAAUAAUGAUUUAGGCAUCCAGUUCUACGGCACCAUUUCUGUGGGCUCCCCCGCGAAGGAAUUCAAAGUCUUAUUCGACACCGGCAGCAGCGAAAUGUGGCUUCCCACUGUAAAAACGAAUAUGUGCAGGUCGAAGAAAUCCUACAGUUCGCAGAAAAGCACCAGUUCAACUCCGGAUGGGCGUGAGUUCUCUGAAAAUUAUAAUAGCGGUUUCCUUAAGGGUGUUUUUGUAAAGGACAAGAUCUGCCUCGCAUCUUUUACUAUCGAACAUAUCUUUGCAGAAGUGGACGAUGUUUCAGGGUUAGGCGAAAUGUAUGUUAAUUCAAAGUGGGAUGGUGUUGUAGGGAUGGCAUUACCUUCCCUCUCUAAGUAUAACAUUAGGCCCACGAUAUUUUCGCUGUUUGACGCUAACACGUACCUGGCAAAACAGUUUGCAUUUUAUCUGCCCAAGAAUCCGAAGAAGGAUGGUGAACUUAUUAUCGGUGGGUAUGAUCCUAAACUUUUUAAGGGAGAUUUAAUUCCUGUUGAAGUUACUUCAACGACUUACUGGACAGUUGACAUAUCCUCUGUUACUAUUGGUAAUAACGUGAUUAGUGACAAGGUUACGGGUAUUCUUGAUUCUGGUUCUUCAUUCAUUAAAGUCCCGAAAAAUGUCUUUCAUGUAAUUGUUAAAGCCACCGGCGCGAUAUUGAAAGAAGGAAUCUACACUGUAGACUGUAAGAAGGUUUAUAGUCUUCCUAAAAUUGAGCUAGAAAUUGCCGGUAAAAAAUGGACUUUCUUUAAUAAAGACUACAUUAUUAAGAUCGGGAGUGAUGCAUGUGUCUUUGGAAUGUUCCCAGAGAAUUCUGUAUUCUUUGAUAAUAAGGCUUGGAUUCUUGGAGACGUUUUUCUCAAACAUGUGUACACCGUUUUUGACGCUGACAAAUCUACAGUAAGUUUUGCUUAUGCUAAAUAGCUAAGCUAAGAAUAAAUUUAAAUAUUUAGAUGUGUAUAGAGCAUAUCAAGCCUAUAUAUACGGGUAUAAUUUAAAUUUAUUAUAAUUACCUCAAGAUAUCUUCUAAUCCUAUAAAUCCCUUGAAGGGGUGACAUGAUAAUUUUAAAAUAUAAUAUUUAAAUUAGAUACAUAUUAUAAAUAAAUUAGAUUCUUCGAAAAUGGUAAAUUUAUCUAUACACACAAAAAAAAGUUUUAGAAAUAACGUAACAUUCCUUCAAUUUAUAAUUAAUCAAAUUUAAAUUUAGAUAAUAAGGAAAAUUACUUAUCGCUAAAAGCUUAAUACGAUCCAGUACGAUGUGUUAAAAGAAACAUUCCUAACUGUUACCUUACAUUACCGCUUUCCAUGCAGUGCUAUUCUAAACACGUGAAUCCUGUGUGUUGGCUUCUUUUAUAUUCUCAAGUGGUUUAAUAUAGUAGUUGUAUCUAGAAUAGGGUUCUCUUUAUAGAAUGAAUAUCGCUAUGGGGAAAUGUUUGCAUUUUGAGGGCAAUGGGUAUCUCGCCUUAUCUAAAACUGUGAUUGUUGCCAGAUUAGGUAUAGACCGUGUCAUGAUGCUAUUCUAAUUGUCCGGGUCCUUUGACUUCUUUGUGUACAAAUUAAAGGAUAAGGAUUGUUCUGGGCCGUGGUGUGGUGUUAUCGCGGGACAUGGAUCUACACACUAUUGAGCAGUUUAGGUGAGCUGAUGAUCCAUUGCUUGUGUGGGAUGAAUACCAAAACUCUACUUUCAUCUUUUAUUUUUUCAUCGCCCUUCACUAGCACUUCCUAUGUAUUAGGUAGUCUGCCUGCU
Messenger RNA from Phytomonas sp. Hart1, 1940 nucleotides. Lineage: Eukaryota; Euglenozoa; Kinetoplastea; Trypanosomatida; Trypanosomatidae. The record is from the annotation of a GenBank genome assembly.